Molecule: messenger RNA, 4452 nt
Organism: Hypoxylon trugodes
Lineage: Eukaryota; Fungi; Ascomycota; Sordariomycetes; Xylariales; Hypoxylaceae
Exons: 6
Coding region: 290-4378 (1362 amino acids)
Molecular function (GO): protein binding
Source: RefSeq, a predicted model, not a curated record
UCUUGUUUAAGAAAAAAAUAAAGAAAAAAUCCUUCAUAAGCGCCAGUAACGGUAGGUACCUAGACAGGUACACCGUGCCCGAUUCGAAGCCGAACUGUACCAUGCCAUGUCACGACCUAGUUUGCUUUUUCUGCUCCCUUAUUAUAGGGCUUAUGGCUUAUUAUACGUCCAAAGGUGCGGGGUAAGGUGGCUUAUGGGAUUGAGCUCAGCUGAGCUUCAGAGCCUGAUGCCACGCCGUCUCUCCGACUGGGCUUGAUUCUCAUGAUACAGGGUGGCCCGUAACGCACCGAUGGGUUCGUCCAAGAAGAAGCUUCUCAAGCGAUUGUUCUCUCCUAAGCCUAAAAACGCAAGGAGCCCCAGUCAUGAUGUGCUAGACAGCGAUGACGACGAGGCGAGUUCCUCGGCCUCACCCAAUCCGAGUUUCGAAGUUCCUACUACGUCAAUCCAGAAAUUGUUUCCGAAUAACAAUUUUCACGGCCUCGGAGAACUCUAUAGCCCGGAUAACGCCGUUGUCGACAUAGUUUUUCUCCAUGGGCUUAACGGCCGCGCCGAUAGAACAUUCUUUUACGAAAAAUCAGAUACAUUUUGGCCGACCGAUUUGCUUGCAAAAGAUAUUGACAAUGCCCGUAUCUUUACCUAUGGAUACGACGCGAACGUCGCGCACUUCUUUGGGCCAGUAGGACAGAACACCCUACAAGACCAUGCCUCGAAUCUGGUCAACCGUAUGGCUAAUAAGAGGCUUCAAACUCAUUCAGAUUCGCGAAAGAUCAUAUUCGUCGCUCAUAGCCUCGGUGGCCUUGUGACUAAAAGAGCGUUGGCUCUCUCCGAAAACUCGGCCGACGAACACCUAAGGCAAAUAGAAAGAGAUACAAUUGGCAUUGUUUUUUUGGGAACGCCUCAUCGGGGCGCAGAUAUGGCACCAUUUGCGAAAGCGGUUGCCAACAUUCUCAAAGCCUCUGGGAGCAGAACCAAUCCUAAGAUCCUCGAGGCGCUUAAAAGAGACUCGGAGGUCCUUGCGGCAGUUGAGGACGCUUUCUCGAAUUGGCUAAGGAGGGCUUCCGGUCGAUUCCAAUUAACAUGCUUUUCUGAAGAGGAUGAGCUUCCAGGUGUUGGACUAGUAGUCAAGCCAGAAUCCGCAAAGAUCGCUGGAUGGCCUAACCAGUCGAUUAAAGCCAAUCAUAUGGAUAUGGCAAAAUUUCCCAACUCAGAGGAUGAUGGGUAUCUGGCGGUUAGUGGAGAACUUCGAAGAUGGAUACAACCACUGAGCACAGAGACACAUACCAAGUCCAAAAAUGACAUCGAAACCAUUCUUUUAGCACACCUCGAUAAGAUAGGUCUGACACUAGACGAUGUCCGCGAUACUUCUAAAGCUCCCGGUUUAGCCAACGAGAAAGGUCAAUCACCUGGGAUUGAGGAUUUUGUUGAAUGGUUCAUCAAAAGCCCAGAAUUCCAAGUAUGGCGAAGACAAAACCAAGCCGCAUCCCUCUGGCUUUAUGGUCCUGCAGAUGCGGGGAAAACAGUCGUAAUGUCCUAUAUUCUGCAAGAAAAUCGAUCAAUAUACACGAUGAAUUGGGAUAUCGCUGUCUACUUCUGUUCCGAAGGCAGACCAAAAUCGGAGGAUUUUAUCCUAAUAUCCAUUAUAUUUCAAUUAAUCAAGAAAAAGGAUCGCUCGGGCCUUACCCAAGCGACCCCCGGCCCCUGGAAUUCUUCGUUAGAUGGACCUGAUAUGACCAAUCAACUGUGGCGGCUACUGGAAGCUGUGGUUAGUGGGAUAUCCGACAAGGACACAGUCUUUCUUUUCGAUGGUAUUGAUAUACUUGACCGCGAAACUGGCUCGGCUUUCCUGAGAAAUUUAUUGCAUUUUGAGAAGCGAGUUUCUGACUCGGGUGUAACAAUUCGAGUUCUCAUUUCCUCGAGACCUGAGCCGUAUAUCCAAGAAACUCUUGCUCAUUAUGCGAGCAUAGGGCCGGAAAAGGAGAGAAAAGAAUGUCUCAGAACCCUGUAUUUCCAGGAAUGGGAUGCGCGUGAGACUCGCGUAGACGCUGUCGAUGAGGGAGGAGAUUGGCUUGUAUCUCACCCAGAAUAUUCAAAGUGGAUCGAGUCCCCUGAAUCUGAUUUGCUUUGGAUAGAGGGGAAGCCGGGGAGCGGGAAGUCAACGUUGUUGAAACGAAUCGUCCAGAAACUGCAAGAUGAGAACAACGUUUCCGACCGCGAGAAACUGAACGACGCAAAGCUCUACCUAGACACAGUCGUAGCCGCCUUUUUUUAUAGUUUUCGUGGAGGUAUCACCGAGACCAGCCACGAGCUCAUGCUUCGUUCUCUCGUCUACCAGAUAUGGAGCCAAAAUAAGAGACUAUUCCCUCUUUUGCAAGACACAUACCGAAGACUGAGGCUGAAAAAUGACAAUAUCCCAGAGACAACUUCAUUCUGGAGAUAUGAAGACUUAAAAUGUGUCUUGGGAUCCCUACAUAAGGUUGACUUUCCAUUACGUGUCUUCGUAUUAGUGGAUGGCGUGGACGAAUCCGAUAGCGCCAAACGGGGCGAUUCGCUUCGCUUCUUAGAUGAUCUCUCAUCUAAAGAGAGCAAUUGUGUUAUGAAGGUGUUGAUCGUUAGCAGGCCAGAGGUUGUUAUCACCAAUCCCCGCCUUGGUAGAUCAUGUCACAUCGUUUUGCAGAAAGAAAACGCAGAAGAUAUACGCAAGGUAGUCGAAAAGUGGACCGAGGGGCUCCAGCACGACCAUGGAGGGAAACUAUUAUCAAAAAAAAGUCGCAAACCAGAUAAUUUUUCUGAAAUCGGAGAUUACAUUAUCGAAAACUCCCAGGGCGUGUUCCUUUGGGUCUCUCUGGUUUUGAGAGAUCUAGAGAGACUCUUUCGGAAAGGUGGGUAUACAAUAGCUUCUCUCGAAAAUCGUGUACGCAAGCUUCCGAAGGAUCUCGGCGGGCCACACGGCUUCUACCGAGCCAUUGUGGACUCUUUAAUCAGUCGCCAAGGCCUGGAUGAGGGCUCAGAUGAAGAUGACAUAGAGGAAGAUCAAAGACUCGCAAAGCGAAUACUUGCGUGGGUGACUUUCCCUAAGCGACCCAUAUCAAUGCGCGAACUCGAGCAUGUGCUAGCGACACCGCUCCAGAUAGGAGAUGUCGACUUAUCGACUUACGACCUUGAGCGAAACAGACCGUUGGAAUUGGAACGGGGAUUGAUCGCUUACUGUGGGGGGCUCGUGGAGGUGCGGGAUACAAGCCAUGGCCCGAUCGUACAACUCAUACACCAAACUGUCAGAGAGUUCAUCUUGGAUCAGAGACGUCUAGCUACGCCAUAUGAUCUUGAUGAAGUAGAGGGAGACCAAAUAGUCUCUAAAACGUGUUGUUUUAAUAUUUGCGUUACCUUUAUGGCGGCAGCCUUUCAAGUGGAUGUUGAUCCUGACUUCUCGCGAGUUGAUUCAAUAGCGCAUUCCCUUUGCGAAAAUAAUCUACUUCUGUACUCACUAUAUUACUUUAUGGAGCACUUUAAGAACCUGGGAGACAGUGGCAUCAAUUUAUGGGCGGAAUUUGAAUCACAUUUGAAGGAUACUAUGUCCAGACCAAGAUGUUAUGCGGCCCUUCUUCUUUCGAAAUGGGUUACAUCAUACUGGCCGUCGGAAUUCACGAAUGGUAUUAGCCAAACUACUGCCGAAAACUGUCUCCAAUCGGCAUUUGUCCAUGCUGCUGCGAAUGGAAAAGAAGAAGCCCUGAAGAUCUUGCUGGUUCUCGGGGCAGAUAUUAAUGGUCAAGGCAGAGAGUGUACAAACGCUCUUCAGGCAGCAGCGCGUCAAGGUCACCGCUCGAUUGUGAAAUUCCUGUUAAGGCAUGGGGCGGAUGUCAAUGCCCGAGACGGGAAAGGUGGCAACGCUUUUCAGGCUGCAGCAUGUCAAAAUCAUCUUGACAUUGUUAAAACCCUGGUAGAAGCUGGUUCAGUUGUUAAUGGCCGAGACGAUGAAGGCAAUAGCGCUUUUUGGAAAGCUUCGUACCAAGGCCAUGACGAAAUGGUUUUACUCCUACGUAGGAGCGGGGCUGACAUUGAGGCUCGGAAUGACCAUGGCAAUAGCGCCCUUUGGGCAGCGUCAUAUCAAGGCCAUAAUGCGGUUGUCUCGUUCCUAUUAGAUUAUGGGGUGAGAAUCAAUGCUCAAAAUAAAAAAGGCGCAACUGCUCUGCAAACAGCUGCUCAUCAAGGCCACCUUUCGACUGUUAAAAUCUUAUUAGAUCAAGGGGCGGAUAUUAACGUCCGAGACAGAAAUGGGAAUGAUCCUCUCUGGGCAGCAUCAUCUCAAGGCCACAAUGAGGUUGUACAACUUUUAUUGGAGAAGCGGGCGGCUCUUAACGCUUUAGAUCAAGAAGUGAAUUGACUUUAAGGCUCUACAACUUCUCAAGCUGGUAAACUUGGGCCUGCCGAGCAAUGCGGUACCGAGGUUGACGCCGG